AUGGGUUUCUUCAAGCGCAAGGACACUGGCCCCCUCAUCCCCCCUAUCCCACCUACCGCCGGCCAGCAGGCCCGUGCCGCCGACCCGUACGCGGCUCGUAGCACCGGCGGUGCCGCUCGUGACCCGUACUCAUCUGGCGGUGGUGGUGACCCCUACGGCGCGGCGGCUGGUGGCAACCGUGACCCGUACGGCGGCGCUGGCGCCAAUGCCAACCCUUACGGCAGUGCCGGCGAGCAGCAGAACAACGCUGCCCGCAACGAGCUGUUUGGUGGCUUUGCGGCUCCUGCCCCCGCUGUGGAGCGCAAGUGGGGCUACGACGGCCGCGAGCAGGAGGAGGACUUUGACGAGGACGAGGAGGUCGAGGGUAUCAAGCAGAGCAUGCGCCAGACCAAGCAGGACUCGCUGGCGAGCACGAGGAACGCCCUCCGUCUCGCUCGUGAGGCUGAGGACAAUGCCCGCGGUACCGUGGCCAGGCUCGGCGAGCAGUCUCAAAUGCUGGCAAACUCGGAGCGCCACCUUGACAUUGCAAAGGCAAACUCGCAGCGUGCCGAGGACAAGGCCGCCGAGCUCAAGACGCUCAACCGCAGCAUCCUGCGACCCGCCAUCACGUGGAACAAGGAUGCCAAGCGCGCGGCGCAGGAGCAGAAGAUCAUGGACCGCCACAACAUGGAGCGCGAGGACCGUCAAAAGGCCAUGCAGGACGUGGCCGAGACGAACCGUCGUCUGAACGCCGCGGCCGGUGGCAGGACAUACGGCCAGGACCCCGUUGCCGGUAAGAUGAAGGCGCGCGCCGAGGGCCGCAAGCGCUUCCAGUUUGACGCCACUGCCUCGGACGACGAGCUCGAGAACGAGCUCGACGAGAACCUGGACGAGACGCUGGACAUUUCCAGGCGUCUCAAGAUGCUGGCAACGUCCAUGGGCGAGGAGGUCGGCAAGCAGAACACGCGUAUCGGUGUCAUUACCGACAAGACGGACAACCUCGAGGUCAAGGUUCAGCUCAACACCGACCGUCUGCGCAACAUCCACUAG
This is a messenger RNA of Apiotrichum porosum, 1029 nucleotides long. RefSeq lists its product as uncharacterized. Gene Ontology annotation, cellular component: plasma membrane; SNARE complex. The coding region runs from base 1 to 1029 and encodes 342 amino acids. Gene Ontology annotation, molecular function: SNAP receptor activity; syntaxin binding. Gene Ontology annotation, biological process: exocytosis; vesicle fusion. NCBI's taxonomy places the organism in Eukaryota, Fungi, Basidiomycota, Tremellomycetes, Trichosporonales, Trichosporonaceae. The record is from RefSeq and is a predicted model, not a curated record. The transcript has 4 exons.